AUGGCCGAGGACAAAGCUGAUCGCGCCUCCACCGACGACCAGUCCCCUACCCAAGCCGGCGGAGCUGCCAAACCUCACAAACCCUCCACCAAGGCCAACGCCAAAGAUGCCAAUCGACCGAAGAGGAAGAAGGCGAGGCGGGCAUGCUAUGCGUGUCAGCGCGCGCAUCUGACUUGUGGUGACGAGCGACCGUGCAACAGAUGCAUCAAACGUGGCCUCCAGGACCAGUGUCAGGACGGCGUACGAAAGAAGGCCAAGUACCUCCACGAUGCUCCCGCCGAAGCUCUCAUGCCCAACUUUUCCGGGAACUACCGACACAAUGGCUCUCAACCGGGCCCGACCGCCUCUCGCACUCGUCAGAUCUCUUCGCACGGCGCCCCGGCCACUCAGUCCACGCCGUUUGUCGGCCAAAAUUCAACGGACAUGUACUCGCAGUACGGCUCAGUGCCGCGCCAGGGUCACAUAGCUCGUCCAGGCAUCGAUAAUGUCAACUCCAUCGGGGAUUACACCAACCACCAGCCCGUGCAGACCGCCUCUCAGAUGUUCACCAACGCUUCGCAGCAAGUGUCUCCUGAGCAAGGCAUGCCUACCACUGUAGAUCCACCAUCGACCCUGGCGAACCCCGGGAAUGCCAUGUUCGAGUCUGGCUUCGUCGACCAUCAUGACCCUUCGUUGUACGAUGUCAACAUCUCGGAGCUCAACUACGACAAUCGUUAUGGUGCACUCGAGUUUAACAUGAUUGGGCAUUUGUUGUCUGGCGCGGCCAAUACGCCGGACUUGGAAGGAUUGCCCUCAAUGGGGCAGGCUGCUCAGGCCAACAUGAAUUUUGAUGGCGCCGGUGGCUUCAACUCCGGCUUCGGCUAUCCCUUCCAGCCGUGGCAGAGCAUCCCAAACCCCGUGUCGAGGCACGGCAGCUCAACACAGCUUUGGAGUCUCAAUAAUGAGAACAUCGACGCAUUCGCAGUGGGCGAGACGACGGGUUCUGUUGCCGGAGCCAGUGAAGCCUCUGGCGGGCAGGACUUCUCGGCGGGCUAUUCAUCAACCAUGGUGUCUCCUGAAGUCACUCUCUCGGUUCCAGAGAAGGCGCAGCCACUGGAUACGCUACAGCCGUUGGCUCUGCAAAGUCAAAAGGCGAAGCGCAAGCGUGGGCCCCUACCCAACGAGGUGGUCCAAGCCGGUGCGAACAAACGGCGCCGCAACACCUCAGACGUUUACUCGUCCGUCAAGCACCCAUACCCGUAUACACAGGGCUUCCACAACUUCAUCGCAUUUCUCCACGGCCGCUUUCCCCCCUCCCAAGUCUUGCGCAUUGCCAAAGCGCUCGCCUCGUUCCGCCCCUCUUUCAUUUCCUGCAACAAGAACCUGAACACCGACGACUUGGUCUUCAUGGAAAAGUGCUUUCAGCGCACGCUGUACGAGUAUGAGGACUUUGUGAACCAUUAUGGCACCCCGACAAUCAUCUGUCGACGUACCAGCGAGGUCGCAGCUGUGAGCAAGGAGUUCAGCCUUGUCACCGGAUGGCGACGCGAUGUCCUGUUGGGGAAGGAGCCGAAUCUCAACGUCAAUACGGGAUCAAGCGGCUCGGGUACGGAGACGGGGGCUAGCACCAAAGGCACGGCGACACCACGAGUGUCGAACAUCGAGAUCGACCCCGGCCGUCCGCAGCCCGUCUUCCUUGCGGAACUCAUGGACCAAGACAGCGUGGUGCAAUUCUAUGAAGACUUUGCCGAGCUGGCGUUUGGCGCGUCCCGAUCUUCCAUCAUUGGUGCGCGAUGCACACUUCUGAAGUACAAGACCAAGGACGAUCCGGGCUGGGGGCCGGGAGAUCGUAACGGCGGGGCACGCAACGGGAAGAAGGCCAACGAGACGAAGACGCAAUCGCUCAUGAAGGGCGAAGCCGGCGCCAACACGCUGGGCGACCAAGAUGGCAAGGUGGAUGCUGUUCUCUGCUGGACGGUCAAGCGAGAUGUGUUUGAUAUACCCAUGAUGAUCGUCAUCAACUUUCUGCCCGUGAUUUGA
Messenger RNA from Neohortaea acidophila, 2019 nucleotides. RefSeq lists its product as uncharacterized. The record is from RefSeq and is a predicted model, not a curated record. NCBI's taxonomy places the organism in Eukaryota, Fungi, Ascomycota, Dothideomycetes, Mycosphaerellales, Teratosphaeriaceae. Gene Ontology annotation, molecular function: zinc ion binding; DNA-binding transcription factor activity, RNA polymerase II-specific; RNA polymerase II transcription regulatory region sequence-specific DNA binding. Gene Ontology annotation, cellular component: nucleus. The coding region runs from base 1 to 2019 and encodes 672 amino acids. The transcript has 3 exons. Gene Ontology annotation, biological process: regulation of DNA-templated transcription; cellular response to starvation.